UGGCCAUAAAAGGGUCUCUUGGGUGAGCAGGCACGCUUCACCCCAGGACUUAUUUUGUUUUUUUACCAGCCAGAAGCCUGGUGGCUGCAGAAGCUAGACCCUCCUCUCCGUCUCCCAACGCUCGACUUUCCCACCGCUCGAAUUAAUUAAAGACACCUGAUCACCAUGGCAACAACGAUCUUGCCUUUUUACCAGAAGAGGCAUAAACAUUAUGGCUAUGACUACCGCAGCACUGACAGAAGCCUCAUCAAGCGGUACACCAGCAAAAGCAGCUCAACUAAAAGAUCUUCAUCAGAACUUCAAGUAUCUUCAGCUGCAUCCCAGAUGGCCAAAUUCAGUCCAUGUGCCAAGAGGGUCUGCCAUUAUCCCAUGGAAGAGGUUCCAGAAUACACAGUGCCCCCAUUUACAAGCAGAGAAGGUGAAGAGGAACCACCGAGGGUUAAAGCGAGAUCCUUUGCGUAUGGCACCAAGCUCAGGGCCAUGGAGGAUGAGAUUGCCAGGCUGAGCAGAUCUGUUCAUGAGAAAGCGGACAUGCUGGCUCUUAAAAGAAUGGAAGAGGAGAGGACAGCGUUGCAGAGACACAUCCGUGAGGAUACUAUAUGCCGUGCUCCUGAAUUCCUGGUCCGUUUACGGUCCCACACCGUCUGGGAGAACUCCUUUGUGAAAUUGUUUUGUACUGUCCAAGGAUUUCCGACGCCCCUGGUAAGAUGGUAUAAAGAUGACAUCUACAUUGACCAGACAGGAAUACCAGCCAAAUACAGGAUGGAUAGUUAUCAUGGUGUCCACUCCUUGGAGAUUAACAGAUGCUCGACCAACGACACAGCGCAGUACACGGCUGUGGCCUUCAACAUCCACGGGGAGGCUUCGUGCUCUGCUGCCGUCAUUGUCAAACGAUUCCGAGGCGAUGAGGAACCUUACCACUCGGUCCUGCUGCCAGUGAAACUUCCACUGCUGUCACCCCCCAUUUUCACACAGAUAGACAUCCAGUACAGUGAGAAAUUUGGGGUGAGCUUCGGAACUGAAGGGGAGACGAUGAUCCUGACCUGCCGAAUGAUCCUGACUCCGAACAUCCACCGACUCCAGCCGGAAGCCAUUUGGUACAGGGAUGAUGUUGAGAUAAAGAAGUCGAAGUGGGCCUCGAUGCAGUAUGCAGAAGGCACUGCCAUCCUCACCCUGCCUCACCUGAAUAAAGAUGAUGAGGGCCUGUACACCUUACGCCUGAUUACCAGGGGAGGCAUUUCCCAGCACAGUGCCUACUUGUUUGUGAGAGAUGCCGCCGCCCCAGUGGCUGGAGCCCCAGGAGCACCUAUGGAUGUCAUGUACUACGAUGCCAAUAAGGACUACGUCAUCCUCGCCUGGAAACCACCAAACGUCACCCAUGAGAGCCCUGUGAUCGGAUAUUUUGUCGAUAGGUGUGAAGUUGGGACAGACAACUGGGUCCAAUGUAAUGAUGCUCCGGUUAAAACCUGCAAGUACCCUGUGACUGGCUUGUUUGAAGGCCGGUCCUACAUCUUCCGUGUACGAGCCGUCAAUAAGAGUGGGAUCAGCAAGCCCUCCAGAGUCACGGAUGCUGUGACGGCUUUUGACCCUGCUGACUUCGCGAGGCUUCAGACCAUCCACUUUGAUGCAAGUAGACAGAUCGUGAUUUCCCAGGAUGAUCUGGAAGGCGAUGUGAAGAUCCCUGGCCCACCCACAAAUGUGCACGCAGCCGAGACCAGCAAGAAUUACAUCGUGCUCAGCUGGGAACCCCCGGAUCCACGGGGCAGGGAUCCACUGAAGUACUACGUUGAGAAGACAAUGGCCGGCAGCUCCUCCUGGCAAAGGGUCAAUGUGGAGGUUGCCGCAAGAUCACCACGACUUGCAAUCUUUGACUUGGCUGAAGGGAAGUCCUAUCAAUUCCGUGUCUUUGCGGUGAACAAGUUUGGUAUGAGCGAGCCAUCGGAAUCCACUGAGCCAAUCCUGGUUCAGGAUCACAUCGAGAUCCCGUCUCCUCCAAGUGACGUCCGAUGUGCAAGAAACACCAGGCAUUCGGUAGUCGUGCAGUGGCUGCCUCCAAAGAACAGCAGUGAGCUGAUUGGUUACUACAUUGACUCCUGCCUACUGGGAACCAGUGACUGGCAGCCGUGUAACCAUAAACCGGUGAAAUAUACCAGAUUUGUAGUUCAUGGCCUAAUGAAUGGGCACAAGUACAUCUUCCGUGUGAAAGCCGUGAACGCUGUGGGGGUCAGUGAACUCUCUCAGGAGUCGGAGCCCAUCGUUGUCCAAGCAGCUCUGAGAGGAGGGGUUCCUCACGCCAUCCCAUCAUCGCCCUAUGGUAUAACCCUCCUUGACUGUGCCAACAACUCCAUGACAUUGGGCUGGAAGAUGCCCAGGUUCACCGGGGGAUCAGAUAUCACUGGGUACUUCAUGGACCAUCGUGAAGUUACUGACCUCAGAUGGCAUGAGAGUAACGUUAAAGCAAUCACUGGAACGGUUUAUAAGGUUGAGCAUCUGAAAGAAGGCUCUUUCUAUGAGUUUAAGGUCAGCGCCAUGAACCUUGGUGGUGUGGGUAUCCCUUCAGAGUGCAGUCGACCUUUCAAAUGUGAAGCUUGGACCAUGGCUGAGCCAGGACCAACGUACGACUUGACCUUCUGUGAAGUGAGAAGCCACUCUGUGGUGAUCCUGUGGAAGCCGCCGAUCUACACCGGCAGUAGUGAUGUCACUGGCUACUUGGUGGACAUCUGUGAACUGGGCUCAGAAGAGUGGAGAACUGUGACAGAACAGCCCGUAAGCACCCGCUACCUGAAGGUUACUCAGUUGGAGGAAGGGAAGAGAUAUAUUUUCAAAGUCCGAGCAGUGAACUCGCAUGGAAAAGGGAUGCUAUCUGAGCCUUCGGAGCCCGUGCUGGUUCAUACCAGACCAGGAACCAAAGAGAUCUCAGCAGGUGUGGAUGCCAAUGGCAACAUCUAUCUGAGCUUCCAAUGCUCCGACAUGACCGAUGCCUCCCAGUUUACCUGGGGCCUGGGCUAUGAGGACAUCACUGACUUCUCCCGGGCUCACGUUGAAACAGAGGGUGACACAUCCAAGUUGAUCUUUAAACGCCCGGACAUAUCAGACUUGGGAACAUACUCUGUUGCUGUCUCAGACACGGACGGUGUCUCCUCCAGCUUUGUCUUGGAGAAGGAAGAAAUGGAACGCUUGCUGGCAUUGAGUCAUGAGAUUAGGCAUCCAACGAUCCCAUUGAAACAUGAAUUAUCCUAUGAAGUCUUUGAAAAAGGGGAAGUCCGUUUUUGGCUUCAAGCUGAGCAUGUAUCAGCUGAUGCUCAGUGCAAGUUCAUUGUCAAUGAUCUGGAACUGAAAGACAGCAAGGAACACAAGAUAACAUUUGAUAAAUCUACUGGUAUGAUUGAGAUGGUCAUGGAACAGUUCACAAGUAAGAAUGAAGGGACUUAUACCGUUCAAAUUGAGGAUGGAAAGGCCAAAAACCAGUCCUCACUGGUUCUAAUUGGAGAUGCAUUUAAGGCUGCUCUGGCAGAAGCAGAAUUCCAAAGGAAAGAAUUCCUGAGAAAACAAGGUCCCCAUUUUGCAGAGUAUAUGCACUGGCAUGUGACAGAGGAGUGUCAAGUUGAGUUAAUGUGCAAGGUGGCAAACACGAAGAAAGAGACGGUGUUUGUUUGGUACAAGGAUUCUGUGCCCGUUACUGUUGAAGAGCCGCCUAAUUUCGAGACAGGAGUGUGCAAGAUGCCCAUUCCAGAGUUCUCCAAGAAGGACAUGGGUGAAUACCAGAUGACACUGAAGGAUGAGAAAGGUCAAGAUACCUCCGUACUGGAAGUGGCUGGGAAAGUGUACGAGGAGAUUGUUCAGGAGAUCAGCAGAAUCAGUGGGCUGUCUGCUUCUGAGCUGAAGAUAAAGUGCACCCCAGAAGGAAUAAGGAUCUUGUCCUUCCUGAAGUACUACAUGGAGGAUAUGAAGGUUUUCUGGUAUCACAAAGAUUCGAAGAUUGCUUCAUCUGAAAAGAUGAGAAUUGGUGGAAGUAACGACCAGGUUUGGAUGCAGGUCUGUGAACCCACGGAGAAAGACAAGGGCAAAUACACCAUGGAGAUCUUUGACGGCAAAACCUCUUACAAACGGAACCUGGACCUGUCGGGAGAGGCUUACACUGAAGCAUAUAAUGAAUUCCAGAGACUCAAAGCUGCAGCUUUUGCAGAAAAGAAUCGUGGCAAAGUUUUAGGCGGAUUGCCUGAUGUGGUCACCAUAAUGGAAGGCAAGACACUGAGCCUCACAUCCACCGUAUUUGGAGACCCAAUUCCUGAGGUGACCUGGUUGAAGAAUGACAGAGACCUGGAGAUGAAUGACCACCACACUGCGACCCUCGAACAGGGGAAGUUUGCCUCGCUCACCAUCAAAUGCGUCACCACAGAGGAUUCUGGGAAAUACAGCAUUAAUGUCAGGAACAAGUACGGUGGUGAAACGAUUGAUGUCACUGUAAUUGUCACAAGAAAGCUUGCUAAAUGUUGCAUUACUGUCCACAAGAUUGAGGGGGCCGUUGAUUCAGAACCCGUGAUCCAAGAGAAGAAGCCGAUCAAAGGCAGACUGGACAUCCGGUGAUGUUCGGCGUGGAGCACUUGUGUUUAAACUCAGUAUUCACGUACACGUGUGGACUGGUGCACCCUUAUAAUCUGAGUGCAGCACUGGUACUGAAGGGGUUAAUUCACUUCCACUCACCCCUGCUCCCUUCCUUUUGUAAAAUAGGCCUUAAUGCACUAAAUUAAAGAAUAAAUUUAAAUUCAGAUUCCCAUUUUUCAAAACAUAAAUCAGGCCAUGGAAUACAGGAGUUAGAAUGGCAUAUUGAAAUUGUAUAAGAUGUUGAUGAGUGCAGUUCUGGUCACCUACAUACUGGAGAGAUUUCAAUAAGAUUGAAGGAGUGCAGAGAAAAUUUACAAGGGUGUUUCCAGGACUUGAGUAUCUGCAUUAUAGGGAAAAAUUGAAUAGGUUCCCUGGAAUGUGGAACAAUGGGGGCAAUCUUACAGGGUACAGAUAGGGUAAAUGCAGAUAGGCUUUUUCCCCUCAAGUUGGGAGAGACUAGAACUAGAGGUCAUAGGUUAAGGAUGAAAGGUGAAAUGUUUAAGGAGAACCUGAGCAGGAACUUCUUCACUCUGAGGAAGGUGCAAGUGGGGGAAGAACUGCCAGUGGAAGUGGUGGAUUCAGGCUCAAUUUCAGAACUUAAGGGAAGUUUGGAUAAGUACAUGAAUGGGAGCGGUAUGGAAGACUAUGGUUCGGGUGAAGGUAGGUGGGACCAGGCAGAAAGCCAGGAUGGCAUAGACGAGACAGACUGAAGGGACAAAGCAGAUAAACUGAACCUUGAACCUACUGCAACAGUCAGGAAGGUUGACGCUAUAGUCUUGCCUCCACUACACUUCCUACUAUGUAGAUUUUGAGAGUCCACAUUGUAAUUUGAUCUAAUAAAGAAAAAACAUCAAUAGAAGCAAUUUCAUAAUUUUCUUCUGCAUGCUUUAGAUCUGUGGCAAUGCAGAAAUGAAGAUGGCACAGAGGAUUUUGUAAGCUAUAAACAAUGGGACACACAAAUUCAUCAUUCCUCUUAGAAAUCUGGUUUAUUCCUCAGGCUACAAUACAACACACACACAAUUGAGGAACUCAGCAAGUCAGGCAGUAUCUAUGCAGGGGAACAGGAGCACAGAAAAAGGCCCUUGGCCCAACUUCUCUAUGCCGACUACAGCAUCUUCCCUGAUAGUCGAUAUUUCAGUCUGAAACCCUUUAUCAGGACUAGGAAGGAAGAGGGCAGAAGCAAGAAUGCGAAUUGGGGGAUGGAGGGGGAGGAGCAGGAAGGAGUAGAAGCUGGCAGGUGAUAUGUAGAAGAGGUAAAGGCUGAAAAAGGAAUCUUGGAGGAGUGGAAUGUGGACCAUGGAAGAAAGAGGAGGAGGAGGGGCACCAGAGAGAGGUGAUGAACAGGUAGGGAGAAGAUAAGUGGUGAGAAGGGAACCAGAGAGACUGCCUUAAUAUAUGUCAGCCAAUGUAGACACAAGACCAUAAGAUAUAGGACCAGAAUUAGGCCAAAUGGCCCAUCUAGUAUGCUCCACCAUUUCAUCAAGGUUGAAACAUACAGCACAUUACAGGCCCUUCAGCCCACAAUGUUGUGCCAACCAUGUAAUCUACUCUAGGGACUGCCUAGAAUUUCCCUACAGCACAGCCCUAUAUUUCUCUAAGCUCCAUGUACAUAUCUAAGAGUCUCUUAAAAGAGCCUAUUGCAUCUGCUUUUACCACCUCCACUGGCAGUGUAUUCCACACACCCACCACUCUGUGUGAAAAACAUACCCCUGACAUCCCCCUUGUACCUACUUCCAAGCACCUUAAAACUAUGCCCCCUCAUGAAACAUUUCACUCUCAGUCCCAAUCUCCUCCCUACUCCCUGUAUCCCUUUGUUUUCUGACUGAUCAAGAACCUAUUAACCUCUACCUUAAAUAUACCCAAUGACUUGGCCUCAACAGCUGCCUGUGGCAACAAAUUCCACAGAUUCACCUCUCUCGGGCUAAAGAAUUCCUCCUCUCCAUUCCAAAUGGAUAUCCCUCUAUUCUGAGACUGUGUCCUUUGGUCUUAGAGGACCCCAACAUCGUAAACAUCCUUUCCACAUCCACUCUCAGAAUCAACAAACUCAUUCGUAGGGCCAGUGAUGUUGUGGGGAUGCAACUGGACUCUCUCACGGUGGUGUCUGAAAAG
Messenger RNA from Mobula hypostoma (lesser devil ray), 6714 nucleotides. It is a transcript of the gene myom2b, whose product is annotated as myomesin 2b. NCBI's taxonomy places the organism in Eukaryota, Metazoa, Chordata, Chondrichthyes, Myliobatiformes, Myliobatidae. The record is from RefSeq and is a predicted model, not a curated record. Bases 166 to 4587 code for a protein of 1473 amino acids. Gene Ontology annotation, molecular function: protein binding. The transcript has 39 exons.